AUGCUACACAAACAUAUUUCGGAAGACACUAGUAAGACGGCACACGGCCAUCAGACCGUCCUUUCUAAGAGUUACAAAUUAUUGGCGGAUAACUUGCAAGAAUUGACCCUGAAGGGCGAAUUUGAUGAUGGCUCGCAGCAACACAUUGUGACAAAUAAGCAUUACAAGAUUCCGGAGGCUGGGCUUCCUUCGCACCUGGCAUACACAUUCCUUCGCAAUGAACUAACUCUGGAUGGGAACCCGCAUCUGAACUUGGCCAGUUUCGUCAACACAACGACGACUGAGGUUGCUCGCAAACUCAUCAUGGAAAAUAUCGAUAAAAACCUAGCGGAUAAUGACGAGUACCCGCAAAUGAUUGAGAUUACCGAGAGGUGUGUCUCGAUGCUGGCACGGCUGUGGAAAGCAGACCCCCAAAAACAGCCCCUCGGCUGCGCCACAACGGGCUCGAGCGAAGCAAUCAUGCUGGGAGGGCUUGCGAUGAAGCGUCAAUGGGAAAAACGCAUGCGGGAGGCAAAAAAGCCUUUUUCGAAACCCAACAUCAUCAUGUCAAGUGCUGCGCAGGUGGCCUUGGAAAAAUUCGCUCGUUAUUUUGAUGUGGAGUGUCGUUUGGUGCCUGUUUCGCACGAUUCGAACCACCACUUAGAUGCCAGCAAGCUCUGGGACUUUGUGGAUGAGAACACCAUUGGUUGCUUCGUCAUACUGGGCACGACAUAUACCGGUCACUUGGAGAAUGUCGAGGCCGUGGCAGAUGUAUUGUCGCAGAUUGAAGAACAACACCCGGACUGGAGCAACACCACCAUCCCAAUACAUGUCGAUGGUGCGUCUGGUGGGUUCAUUGUUCCGCUCGCAUUUAGCGAUGCUCAAAUGGCGGACUUCAAACUUCCAAAGUGGGGGUUCAACCAUUCGAGAGUUGUAAGUAUCAACACAUCGGGGCACAAGUUUGGACUGACGACCCCUGGACUAGGCUGGAUUGUUUGGAAAGAGGACAGUUAUUUGCUGCCAGAAUUGAGAUUUAAGCUGACGUAUUUGGGGGGAGUGGAAGAGACCUUCAACCUCAACUUCUCGAGGCCUGGAUUCCAAGUCAUCCAUCAGUACUACAACUUUAUGAACCUCGGCCUGAAGGGCUACAAGGAUUUGUUUGACAAAGCUCUGUUUGCUGCGAGGUACUUCAGUUUGGCGCUUUUGGAGAGCGACGAAUUCCAGGGCAAUUUCGAGGUCAUUAGUAGCAUCCACGAGCGGCUUGAUGAUGGUAAACCCCAUCUACAAGAUUUUGUCCAGGAUCCAGAAAGUUUCAAGCCUGGCGUUCCAUUGGUGGCUUUUAAGCUGUCGAAAAAGUUCCAGGAAACAUAUCCCGACAUACCACAGGCCAUGAUCUCUUCCCUCCUGCGUACCAAGGGAUGGAUAGUGCCAAACUACCCUCUUCCGCAGUCCACCGACGGGUCUGACAAAUGGGAGGUGUUGAGAGUCGUCUUCAGAUCCGAGAUGAGCAUGGACUUGGUGCAGUUGUUAUUAACCCACAUUCACCUGGCGGUCCAGAAGCUGAUUAAAUGCAGCAAUUCCAUUCCAGAAGGUUUGAGUGUGGGUGAGCGCAGGGAUGCGAUUUACAACAUGAUGCUGAUCUUGGCUUCUCCGGAGAGUAGCGCGGACGACGAGGCAAGUCACCACAAGAGAAAGAACUAUAGAGGUACGUGCUGA
This is a messenger RNA of Lachancea dasiensis, 1695 nucleotides long. NCBI's taxonomy places the organism in Eukaryota, Fungi, Ascomycota, Saccharomycetes, Saccharomycetales, Saccharomycetaceae. The record is from the annotation of a GenBank genome assembly.